AUGGCGUGCAGCCUCAAGGACGAGCUGCUGUGCUCCAUCUGCCUGAGCAUCUACCAGGACCCUGUGAGCCUGGGCUGCGAGCACUACUUCUGCCGCCGCUGCAUCACCGAGCACUGGGUACGGCAGGAGGCGCAGGGCGCCCGCGACUGCCCGGAGUGCCGGCGCACGUUCGCCGAGCCCGCGCUCGCGCCCAGCCUCAAGCUGGCCAACAUCGUGGAGCGCUACAGCGCCUUCCCGCUGGACGCCAUCCUCAACGCGCGCCGAGCCGCGCGACCCUGCCAGGCGCACGACAAGGUCAAGCUCUUCUGCCUCACGGACCGCGCGCUGCUCUGCUUCUUCUGUGACGAGCCCGCGUUGCACGAGCAGCACCAGGUCACCGGCAUCGACGACGCCUUCGAGGAGUUGCAGGCCCUGUGUGUGUUUCAGAGAGAACUCAAGGAGCAGCUUCAGGCCCUCCAGGACAGCGAGCGCGAGCACACGGAGGCACUGCAGCUGCUCAAGAGACAGCUGGCAGAGACCAAGUCGUCCACCAAGAGCCUUCGGACCACCAUCGGGGAGGCCUUUGAGCGGCUGCACCGGCUGCUGCGUGAAAGACAGAAGGCCAUGCUGGAGGAGCUGGAGGCCGACACCGCCCGCACGCUGACCGACAUUGAGCAGAAGGUCCAGCGCUACAGCCAGCAGCUGCGCAAGGUGCAGGAGGGGGCCCAGAUCCUGCAGGAGCGCCUGGCCGAGACCGAUCGGCACACCUUCCUCGCUGGGGUGGCCUCCCUGUCGGAGAGGCUCAAGGGGAAGAUCCAUGAGACCAACCUGACGUACGAAGACUUCCCGACCUCCAAGUACACGGGGCCCCUGCAGUACACCAUCUGGAAGUCGCUUUUCCAGGACAUCCACCCAGUGCCAGCUGCCCUGACCCUGGACCCGGGCACCGCCCACCAGCGCCUGAUCCUGUCCGAUGACUGCACCAUCGUCGCCUAUGGGAACCUGCACCCACAGCCGCUGCAGGACUCGCCGAAGCGCUUUGACGUGGAGGUGUCGGUGCUGGGCUCCGAAGCCUUCAGUAGCGGCGUCCACUACUGGGAGGUGGUGGUGGCGGAGAAGACCCAGUGGGUGAUCGGGCUGGCGCACGAGGCUGCCAGCCGCAAGGGCAGCAUCCAGAUCCAGCCGAGCCGCGGCUUCUACUGCAUCGUGAUGCAUGACGGCAACCAGUACAGCGCCUGCACGGAGCCCUGGACGAGGCUCAACGUCCGAGACAAGCUUGACAAGGUGGGUGUCUUCCUGGACUACGACCAGGGCCUCCUCAUCUUCUACAACGCCGACGACAUGUCCUGGCUUUACACCUUCCGGGAGAAGUUCCCUGGCAAGCUCUGCUCCUACUUCAGCCCCGGGCAGAGCCACGCCAACGGCAAAAACGUCCAGCCGCUGCGGAUCAACACUGUCCGCAUCUAGUCCGGGCAGAGGGAGACCGAAGCCUCCUGGGGCUGCGACCACCAGCAAGGGCCUCGCCCAGCCUUGCGGGGGCCUGGACACUUCCAGCCCGCCGCGGCCACCCUGAGACCUCGGGCCCGUUGUUGAUGUCCUGGCUUCCCCUGCCUGUGAGCUGCAGAUUGUGCUCCGUGGUUAAUGUCCUGUAGCUCUGGUCAUGACGGGAUGUGACAUGGCUUCUCCCCAGGGCAGCCCUUGCCCAACCCCUCACCCCUGUCACCCCAGGGACAGGGAAUCUCCCUCCAUCUUCCCUCCUCCUGCCCGGCUAACCUAGCUUCAUGACAGAUCAGAUGGGGUCGGUAGCUAGCAGCCCAAAAGAUAUACAGAAUCCUCUUAUGCUCCUGGCCUAAUACUUGGCUCACGCAGGGGCCAAGAGAGCAAUGGGCCACUUUACUCUUGACCCAGAUCUGCAGGGGACCUAGGCGGAAGCUGGUUCUAAGGUUGCCUGAGGGUCUCCCUCUCCUGCCACCACUACACCAAGCCGAGAGCUGUGGUUCCCUCCUCUCUCGUUAAUCUGCAAGUCGGAAAUGAUGCCAUGGCCUGUGAUAGGCAGCCUACAGGGUACAGUAUAUACCACUGCCUUCUAGCCUGUGGAUUCUGGGGCAAGAUGAGGUAUAAGGACCCCAGAAACCAAUACAGAACACUGUCAGGACAAAGCACCAAUGGAUGCUCCAAGUCCCCAACAGCCCUGGGGACAGAGGUCCAUCAGCCCUCAUCAGCCAGGCUUCUGUGACCUGCUACAUGAGCAGAGGGGGUGCUGGUAGCAGUUCCUCUCAUCAGGACCUGAACCCCAGGAGGGCUGUUGGUGGGUACCACCUUGGACUUGGCACCUGGCUGGCUCCCUUAGGAUCCUGCUUCACAAACAAAAGUCACUUUAGUCGGCUUCAUCAGACAAGAAUUUGCAGUCAGCUCCCUGGUGGCUUGCAAGAUCGCUGAAAGGGCUGGAAGAGGAGGGCCUUUGCUGAAUUUCCAGGAACAACUCCCAGCAGCUGCAGUGAUCGUGGUCUCCUGACCAGGAAAGCUGCCCCGGCCCCACAAGCUGCUGGCUGCCACCCUCCAUGCCAGCAAGUGGCUGUCCAAGCCUGUCCCACCCGCCUCUCUCUCAACUCAGGUCCCAGUUCUACAUCUUUUGGAGGGAUUCCUUUUGUGGAAACUUGAGUCAGAACCCAGAUUUUGACUGCAAGGAAGUCUGGGAAAUGUAGUUUUUCUCUUCCAGCCUCUACCACGCAGAAAGUUAGCAUGGAGGUGGAACAGGCCCUUACACAAUUUCCUUGCCGCGAAUCCAACUGUGAAGAACUCAGGAGAAUCCGUGAAUCCAUCUCGAGGCCUUGGCUUUGAAGCAGAAUUGCUAGAAAUGUCCUGCUCCGUGGCUCUGUCCCUGCCUGUCCCGGCCCAGUGGCUACAACAUAAGGAGUAGGUAGCAGUAGGCAGUACAAGCAAAAUGGCUCCCCAGCCUCGGCCUUCCUUUGUAGUCCUGGGGCCUCGAGUGUGUGCUUGAGAUUCAGUGACAUCGCCCAUCUCCAAGGAGCCAGAAUGGAUGAACUUGAGGGCCUCCCGCUCACAACUGCCAUGCAAUGAGGCCUCCCUGAGCAAGAGGAAUCCCGUGCCCUGCGCACCCCCCCCAACUCCCAGACUCCAGGCCACUCCUGACAGUGUUUUUAUUUAACGCAUCGCCCUCUUUUGUGCAUUAUGAUCAAUUUGUAUUAAAUCAAAGUUACAGGG
This is a messenger RNA of Meriones unguiculatus (Mongolian gerbil), 3204 nucleotides long. RefSeq names its product tripartite motif containing 62 (gene Trim62). The record is from RefSeq and is a predicted model, not a curated record. Gene Ontology annotation, molecular function: protein binding; zinc ion binding. The transcript has 5 exons. Gene Ontology annotation, biological process: positive regulation of canonical NF-kappaB signal transduction; innate immune response. Lineage: Eukaryota; Metazoa; Chordata; Mammalia; Rodentia; Muridae. Bases 1 to 1446 code for a protein of 481 amino acids.